CCCCUUCUCCUCCCCUCCCUCUCCCUCCUCUCUACUCUCUAGCGGCACUGCAAGGCGUGCGGAGUAGGGGGGCCCUGGAAGGUGGCGGCCUCGGAUCGAAUCUCGGUAGAUGGCGGCGGUGGGAGGGGAAGCUGGCGGCGGCGGCGGUGGGGGAGGAGGAGGCGCCGCGAAGAUGGUACCGAUGCACCGUCUCUUCGCGUUCGCGGAUCGGCUGGACGCCGCGCUGAUGGCGGUGGGCUCCGUGGCAGCCCUGGCCGAAGGCCUGGCGAUGCCCUUCCUUGCCUUCCUCGUCGGGGGCCUCGUCGACGCGUUUGGCGAUCCCGACCGCGCCAAUGUCGUGCACUCCGUCUCCAAGGUUGCUGUCAGAUUUGUAUAUCUGGCAAUAGCUUCUGGACUAGCAGGAUUUCUUCAGGUGUCAAGCUGGAUGGUGACUGGAGAAAGGCAGGCUGCACGCAUCCGUGGGAUGUACCUCGAGACUAUACUUAGACAAGAUAUAUCAUUUUUUGACAUGGAGACAUCAACUGGAGAAGUUAUUGAAAGGAUGUCUAGUGACACAGCUUUAAUUCAGGAUGCCAUUGGAGAAAAGGUGGGGAAGUUUCUCCAACUGGUGUCAACAUUUCUGGGUGGAUUCAUCAUUGCAUUUGCAAGAGGCUGGCUUCUGUCUCUUGUCAUGUUGACAAGUAUUCCUCCUGUUGUAGCUUGUGCAGCUGUCAUGGCACUUGUUCUAUCGAAGUUAUCAAACCGUUCCCAGAUGGCCUACGCUGAAGCAGGGAAAGUGGUUGAACAGACAAUAGGAUCAAUCAGAACUGUGGUAUCUUUCACCGGGGAGAGGAGAGCAAUUGACAAAUACAAAGAGUUCCUGAAAAUAUCAUACAGAUCAGCAGUCCACCAGGGUGUCGCCGUGGGUCUUGGAGUUGGUUCACUUUUGUUUAUUGUUUUCAGUAGCUACGGAUUAGCUGUAUGGUAUGGUGCAAAGCUGAUUAUUGAGAAGGGAUAUACUGGGGGUUACAUCAUUAAUGUAUUGAUGGCUCUCAUGACUGGUGCAAUGGCUCUUGGCCAGUCUUCUCCAUGCUUAACUGCUUUUGCGUCAGGACGGAUUGCGGCUCACAAAAUGUUUGCAACAAUUUAUAGAAAACCUGAGAUUGAUGCCAGUGAUAGGAGUGGCCUUAUAUUAGAGAACUUUGUUGGAAAUGUUGAGUUGAAAGAUGUCCAUUUCAGUUACCCUGCACGGCCUGAGCAAAUGAUCUUCAAUGGCUUCUCUAUUAGCAUUCCAACUGGCAAGACAGUGGCAUUAGUUGGGGAGAGCGGAAGCGGGAAGUCUACUGUAAUUAGCUUGUUAGAGAGAUUCUAUGAUCCACAAUCAGGUGAAGUUCUCUUGGAUGGUGUUAAUCUGAAGCAGCUAAACCUUAGUUGGAUACGACAGAAAAUGGGGCUUGUUAGCCAAGAGCCUAUUCUUUUCACAACCACUAUAAGAGAAAACAUAGAGUAUGGAAAAAAGGGUGCGUCAGAGGAAGAAAUCAGGAGAGCAACUGUUCUUGCCAAUGCUGCAAAGUUCAUCGACAAGUUACCAAAUGGACUGGAUACAAUGGUUGGUGAGCAUGGAACACAACUAUCCGGUGGACAAAAGCAAAGGAUUGCGAUUGCAAGAGCAAUUUUGAAGAACCCCAGCAUACUACUUCUUGAUGAAGCUACAAGCGCACUUGAUGCUGAGUCUGAACGUGUAGUUCAAGAUGCACUAAAUAAUAUCAUGGUGAACAGAACCACCAUAGUUGUAGCCCAUCGCCUGAGCACUGUGAAAAAUGCCGAUAUGAUAUCGGUACUACAUCGUGGACAGCUUGUUGAACAAGGACCACACGCUGAGUUGAUAAAAGAUUCUAGUGGAGCAUACUCUCAACUUUUACAACUUCAAGAGGUUAAUAUGAAAAGCAAGGGUGAUGACCCCAACAGGCUACAAUCAGCAUCUGAUACUGCAAAUUCCUUAAGUCUACACAGCAGCACAAAAGCAUCCUUUGAAAGAUCUAUGAGUAGAACUUCUCCACAGGGUAGAAGCAGAAUGAAUUCACAGACGAUCUCAUUGGACGAACACGAAACCAAAGAAAUUGAUGAUCCAAAGUCAGGGAAGAAUGUGCUCACACGCCUACUCUGCCUCCAUAAGCCUGAGACUCCAAUUCUUCUGUUAGGAUGCACUGCUGCCGCAGCCAAUGGCUCUAUACUUCCUGUGUUUGGCAUGUUGCUUUCCAGUGCUAUCAACACAUUCUACGAACCGCCAGAAAAACUGCGAAAAGAUUCAGUGUUCUGGGCAGAGAUGUAUGUGACUUUGGGUGUGAUCUCCAUCCUUGUCAUCCCAUUGCAAUACUCUUUGUUCAACAUGGCAGGUGGUAAACUUAUUGAGCGCAUACGUGCCGUAUCAUUUGGUCGGAUUGUUUACCAGGAAAUAGGAUGGUUUGAUGACCCUCUGAACAGCAGUGGUGCAAUAGGCUCUAGGCUAUCAGGUGAUGCAGCGUCUAUCAAAACCAUUGCUGGGGAUGUCUUGUCAUUGAUAGUGCAAAGCAUAAGCACUGCUGUUGUUGGUAUCAUCAUAGCCAUGAUCGCAAACUGGAAAUUAGCAUUCAUAGUAUUGUGCUUCCUUCCUUGUGUGAUUGCUCAGAGUUAUGCUCAAACAAAAUUAAUGAGAGGUUUUGGCGCCGAUUCCAAGGUCGGUGGUCUAUUUGUUCCUUUUCAUGGCAAUCACUUCAUUGACGAAGUGUAUGAACAGGCGAGCACAAUUGCCAGUGAUGCCAUCGGUAACAUCAGAACUGUCGCUUCAUUUUGCGCAGAAGAGAACAUAAUCAAAAGCUAUCGCAAGAAAUGUGAAGCGCCUGUGAAGAAAGGAGUUCGCCAAGGGGCUAUCAGUGGUGUGGGCUAUGGAUUCUCAUUCGCGUUGCUCUUCUGUUUUUAUGCUCUAUCAUUUUACGUCGGAGCUCGCUUUGUACACAAUGGGACAGCUGAAGUUGGGCAAGUGUUCAAGGUCUUCUUUGCUUUAACCAUGAUGGCUGUUGGAGUUUCACAGUCGAGUUCCCUUGCUCGGGAUUUUAGCAAGGUGCAAGAUGCAGCCGUCUCCAUUUUCAGGAUUAUCGAUAGGAAAUCAAAGAUUGAUGCAAGCUCUGAGGUGGGAACGACCCUAGGGAUGGUGCAAGGGAAUAUAGAGUUGCAGCACGUUAGCUUCAAAUACCCUGCUCGGACUGACGUGCAAAUCUUCACAGAUUUGUGCUUGAGGAUACCAUCUGGAAAGACUGUUGCUCUUGUCGGCGAAAGCGGAAGUGGGAAAUCGACGGUUAUAGCCUUGUUAGAGAGGUUCUACGAUCCUGACUCUGGCGCCAUCUUCCUAGAUGGGGUGAAUCUGCAGACCCUCAAACUUAGCUGGCUGAGGCAGCAGAUUGGUCUGGUAGGCCAAGAGCCUGUCCUCUUCAACGACACAAUCAGAGCAAACAUCGCCUAUGGCAACGAGGAGCAGGUCACCGAGGAAGAGAUCAUUGCUGUUGCCGAGGCAGCAAACGCCCACCGGUUCAUCUCCUCCCUCCCACACGGGUACGACACAAGUGUGGGCGAGCGGGGCGUGCAGCUAUCAGGCGGGCAGAAGCAGCGGAUAGCCAUCGCGAGGGCGAUCCUCAAGAACCCCAAGCUGCUGCUCCUGGACGAGGCGACCAGUGCGCUGGAUGCGGAGUCGGAGCGUGUCGUGCAGGAGGCUCUGGACAGGGUCACCAUCGGGAGGACGACCGUGGUUGUGGCUCACCGGCUUUUGACCAUCACCGCUGCCCACAAGAUCUCAGUCAUCAAGAACGGCGUAGUCGCAGAGGAAGGCCGGCACGAGCAGCUCCUGCGCCUGCCUGGUGGAGCCUAUGCCUCCCUUGUUGCCUUGCAGUCUAGCAGCAGUUCCUGAAGUGAAUACACGCACGACGGACCGCUGCUGUUUGCUUCUUCUUAUUUGUAGGGAAAGCGCUAGUGUUGCUUCGUGCUUAGUUAGGUCGGAUGAUGAGUGGUUGUUGCCAAUUUCAGUUAGUUUUUCUUCUUCAGUGCAUCAAAAGGAGCGCGCUGUUUUUCAAAAGGAAAAUGAUCACACUGUUAACGUAGCAACAGGAGUGCAGGACAAACUUCCACUAAAGGCCUUGUUCCCUAUGCUUUUCUCUUCGGCA
Brachypodium distachyon (stiff brome) is the source of this 4172-nucleotide messenger RNA. RefSeq names its product ABC transporter B family member 11. Gene Ontology annotation, biological process: transmembrane transport. The transcript has 12 exons. NCBI's taxonomy places the organism in Eukaryota, Viridiplantae, Streptophyta, Magnoliopsida, Poales, Poaceae. Gene Ontology annotation, cellular component: membrane. The record is from RefSeq and is a predicted model, not a curated record. Bases 110 to 3919 code for a protein of 1269 amino acids. Gene Ontology annotation, molecular function: ATP hydrolysis activity; ATP binding; ABC-type transporter activity.